Messenger RNA from Saccostrea cuccullata (small rock oyster), 2749 nucleotides. RefSeq lists its product as uncharacterized. NCBI's taxonomy places the organism in Eukaryota, Metazoa, Mollusca, Bivalvia, Ostreida, Ostreidae. The transcript is spliced from 5 exons. Gene Ontology annotation, biological process: regulation of DNA-templated transcription. The coding region runs from base 147 to 2069 and encodes 640 amino acids. The record is from RefSeq and is a predicted model, not a curated record. Gene Ontology annotation, molecular function: DNA-binding transcription factor activity, RNA polymerase II-specific; RNA polymerase II cis-regulatory region sequence-specific DNA binding.
UAUAUUCUUCUUAGAAUUUUUGCACACUGAAAUUUGAGGAGUGGAAAACAAGUGCCGUGUGACAAGAUCCUGAAGUGUGUGUUACGUGAAUCAGAUCACCUUAUCUGCCAUGAGAAUCAACCAAACGAUAAGGUGAAAGGAGAGACAUGGGCGAAAUCACGGAUGAUUCCAAUGACUACCUAACAUGUGGAAAAUGUUUGUCAGAAUUCCCCCUGAAGAAUAUUGUCACAUUUAUUGAGCACAAGAAGAAAGACUGCGAUGUCAUCUCUUAUGAAGAAACAGAACCAGGUUUGCUGUGUUCAACUUGUUCUAAAGGAUUCAUGACUGCUGUAGGACUUCUGAAGCAUGCAAAAAUCUCCCACAAUCUACAGCUUUUCUUGGAAAAUGGAGUGUACAAGAAUGGAAUCCUUUCAUCUCAAUCAAGGGAUGAUAACGUUUUGGAUUUUAAUGACGACGUCCCAGUAAAUCUAGUUACAAGGUCCAGUGAAGCAUCACUGGACCGUAUAGAGAUAAACUCUGUUGAAGGGAAGCCCCUCCUACCUAGCCAAGGAGACACACAAGAAAUAUCAGAAUGCUGCCUUACUGGGCUCUGUACAACUAUUGAUAAUCCUCCUGGAAUUAAUUUAUCUCCAAACAGUUCACAAAAUGAAUCUCAGACACUAACUAGAGAGAACUCUGCACAACUCAGUUUUGAAAAUUCCCCACCAGGUGUUAUGGUUAAUCCAGUCCAGUUUAGUUCAAACAGUUAUAGUAACACUGACACAAGAAAUCCUGAAUCCUCUUACUCCGAGAGCUGUAGUGAUAGUUUAGUGGAGGAGGCAGGCUCGGAGGGCAGAGAAAACAUGUCAGAAGAGGUGGAGCAGAGGGAUGACGCUUGUUGCUCCAGUCAGAAAUGUGGAGUCACAGUCAUUCCCGGGACCCACGAGAGUCUAAAAAAGUGCUGCUAUGCUGUGGCUCCUAAGAAGCGUAAAAGACACAUGGAGACCAAGCACAUGCCGUCUUACUGGCGGACCAGAUUUAGCAGGAGGCGGAUGAUGAGCGGGAGGGAUGCUUCCUUAAGGCGGCCUGCCAGUAGAAAACAAGGCACAAUCUACAUUGAUCUGAAGCCAGAAAGUGGGGUGGUCACUGCAACACACUCUGAAAAUGAGUCUGCUACAGAUACUAGGACCUCAAACUUUGACAACAAUUCUGGAGAAAGUUUAGGGUUCCAUGUAACAGGUAUGACAAGGGACUCGACAUCCAAGGCAAAUUCCCAGAAACCUAAUCGAGGCAGUUUCUUCAUUAAGCCAAGACAAGUGUUCUCUAUACCCAUAUCUUACACAAUCCCUGCUCAGAGUCUGGAUACAAACAAGAUGGCUAGAUAUGAAACCAAAACAGUCUCCUCUGAAGACCUUGUACAUUCCAGUGAUAGGUUGACACAAAAGGACCAGAACUCUUCCAUAUCAUCAACUCAGAGUGAUUAUCUCCCUUCUAACUCAGGCAUUGCUUCCACUUCAGUGACAUCAUCAGAAUCACAGAUUUUUGGAAUAGACCUUCCAUCCAUUAUCUCCCAGGCCACAAGACAAUUUAAUCUGGUUCCCAGCUCCUCCGAUUAUUGUGAUAUGAGUGAAAAAGACUCACAGUACCAUGAGGAUGGUGACGGAAAACUAGGACGAAAGAGAAGAUACCCGACCACCAAGCCGUAUAAGUGUGACCAGUGUGAUAAUGCCUUCAAUCAGAGAAUCCACCUUAAGAAACACAUGAGUAAACAUACAGGGAUCAAGCCUUUUAAGUGUCAACAGUGUGAUUAUUCAACAGUUGAGAGGAGCCACCUUAAAGUUCACAUCAGGAUUCAUACAGGAGAGAAGCCUUUCAAAUGCACAUUUUGUGAAUAUGCAACAGCACAAAACAGUACUCUAAAAAUUCACCUUAAACGCCACCACGGUCGCCAAGGAUCUGGUGACAAAGAUGGAGAGCAUUCCCCUAAAGCUCCCCAGUCUGCAGCCAAUCAGAGCAGUGUUACCAUGGAAAUGAAUCAAGAUGGCUGCAUUACAAGUGAUUCAAGUAAAGAAUCAGUGCAAAAAUCAUAGACCACAAACCUUUCUGAGGAAAGGCAAUAAAUGGACCACCAUUAUCCAUAAAUUAUUGUUUGUUACUCAGAGAAGGAGAGAUUUUAUCAGUAACUUAUUAUUGUAGCUUAUUGUUUAGAUACGAGUAUUUUUAAAUCAUAAUAUAUUGUUUUCUCAAAUACAGUUGCAUUUCUUAAAUCUUUGUGUAAAGAGAGAUAUGUUAUCAGUUUAAUGCUGUGAUUUGAUUCUGUUGAAUGCUCUAAAUAACAUCAUUCAAAAUGUGAUAUUGAAACGAAUGUUAAAUGAAUAUUUAUGACCUCAUUCUACAGGAGCAGGGACUUUAUGUGUCUGUGUUCAAAAAAAUUUUGAUGCAUUUUUCUCAGCAACUUCAAUUUGUGGAUGCUUGAAAUUUUAGUUUACUCUCUGUGUAUGCAUGCCAUAAGGUGGGAUUCAUUUUUGUAUGAAUCUAAUGCCAAUAUACCAUUUUUCCAUGUGUCUUGUCAUACCAAAUUCACAGGGAUGUAACUAGCUCAUAUUGUACAAUCCAGUGUUCUAUUUUUGUUUUAAUAAAUAACUAUUAAUAAGAUUAGAUUAUGUACUUGUAUCUCAAUCAUACUGUGUCAUUUUUCUGUAAAGUAUAAGAUGUGCAUUGAUUGAAAAUAGGUUUUUUCUAAACUAUAAUUAGGAGUAUGUAUUAUGUA